AUGUACAUAUCCGCAAAGAACCUUCCGCCUACUCCUGGCUCGCCUUUCCCGACAGUUCCCGUAGCUGUCCCCGAUGCUGUCGCGGUACAGCUAGCACCGCAAGCGAAUCCGCUCGGACAGCAUCCGCCUCCAGCAGAAGCAGCACAGCUGAACCACCCCGUGGCACAGGAGCCCGCCGAGGCAGUAGUAGCUGCGCUGCCCGUGGGCACUGCGACUGUGACGCCGCCAGAGUCUAUGACCGUGGUAGAAGAUGUAGUAGGGCAAGACGUGGUGUCGCAGUCGCGGCCUGUGCGGCAGCAUCCGCCAUGGUAUACCGCAGAGCAGGCAUAG
Messenger RNA from Talaromyces rugulosus, 330 nucleotides. RefSeq lists its product as uncharacterized. The record is from RefSeq and is a predicted model, not a curated record. NCBI's taxonomy places the organism in Eukaryota, Fungi, Ascomycota, Eurotiomycetes, Eurotiales, Trichocomaceae. The transcript has a single exon. The coding region runs from base 1 to 330 and encodes 109 amino acids.